CUUACUCGCGUAUUUUGGUUCCGUAUGUUGUAACUUCACAAUCGGUGAGUCCCCACAUGGAUCAUAAAAUCAAUGAAAUAACUGAAAAUAUCAAGCAACGUGGUCGUGAGGGUGCGUAUCCUCUCUUCAAGGAAACGGGUCCGGAAUAUGUGAUGCCGAAAUUUCCGAUUGAGAGGAAAGAGAUGGAAGAUCAUAUCUUGGAAUUAAAAUUGGCCCGAGCAUUAAGUGUGGCAGACAAUGAUUCUAAACUUCCUGUGAACGAAGAAAACCAUGAUCUUACUAUUUCGAAUCCUUCAGCUACCUUCAAAGGUAUUAGUUUAGAUGACUGCAAUUCUGUUGAAAGCAUAACGAACGGUUAUGAAUCUGUGUUAUCUAGCAAAAAGAAUAUAUUUAAUAAGGAUUCUUCCAACUCUUUAUCUGUACUCCCUGAAGCAUCCUCUGAUGAACCAAACCUUCACUCCAGCCAGUCUGCUACUUCAGACGUGAAUACAUCUUUGGAAUCCGGUAACCGGAUGCAAUCUAGGAUUACUCAAAACAAUAUUCAGUUUCAAAAUGAGCAGAACUGUGGAGGUUCUUUAUUCCGAAGAUUAUACAGCAUCCCUAGUACAAAUAACGAUGGAUUCCCAAUAUAUUUAGCACCUGCGCCAAAUACAGGCGUAUUUACAGAUGUAGUUCCUGUUCUCCAAGAAGUAGAAGAAGCAGCUGAAGCAUACAUGGAGUCAGCAGCCGUAGAAUUCCAACGUGUCCAAAUCUGCGGCGAUGAUACUCUUGGUGUUCCUGUAGAUGAUUUACAUUUAGCUUCAGAAGCAUUGAUUAAAGCUUUAUUAUUACGUCAAAAAUACAUUACCUCAUCACAACAAUCAUUUCAUUGUACAACUAAACGAUAUUUAAGUGUACUGGAUUCAGGUUCAGUAAAAUUAUUGGAUUCUGAGGAGAAACAAUAUAAAUCUAUACAUACCCCUAUAUUUGAUCAUCCAAUUCAUCCUCCUGGAAAAACUGGUGAUCCUUUCGAAAUAGACUAUUGGCCUGAACCAUUAGAUGUUAAGAUGGAAUUUCGCAAGGGUAUCAUGCACAUCGAAACAUUUUCUGAUUCACCGGACAGAAACCAGGUGAAUUUAAUAAAUGGGACAUCAGAACAUAAUCAUAGUGAAAUUGUUGAUGUUGAUCAAUCUAUGAAAAAAGACCUACCAGAAUUCACUAUACCAUCUCUACAGACAUUCUUCUCAGACUUUGAUACAAUACGUACAUUUGUUGGAGAUGGUCCAUUGAAGUCAUUCUGUUAUCGUCGACUGACUUACUUGGCUUCGAAAUUUCAAUUGCAUUCAUUGUUGAAUGAAGCUCGGGAAUCAAUUGAGCAAAAACGUGUAUCACAUCGUGAUUUUUAUAAUAUUCGAAAGGUUGAUACACAUAUACAUGCAUCAUCAUGUAUGAAUCAAAAACAUUUACUACGUUUUAUCAAGAAAACAAUUCGUACUAAAUCAGAUGUUUAUGUAUGUGAAGAUCCAAAAACUAAAAAGCCUAUGACAUUAAGUGAAUUGAUUGAUAAAAUUGGAAUUACACUUUAUGAUUUAAAUAUUGACAAUUUGGAUGUUCACGCUGAUCGUAACACUUUUCAUCGAUUCGAUAAAUUCAAUGCCAAAUACAAUCCCAUUGGUCAAAGUCAGCUACGUGAAGUGUUUUUGAAGACCGACAAUUACAUUAAAGGCGUUUUCUUUGCACAUGUUCUGAAGGAAGUGUUCUAUGACUUUUCUGAGUCUAAAUAUCAAAAUGCUGAACCACGUCUUUCAAUUUAUGGUAGAUCUAUCAAUGAAUGGGAUAAUUUGGCUAAAUGGGCUAUUGAUUGUAAAGUUUAUUCUGAUAAUAUACGUUGGUUGAUUCAAGUGCCUCGUCUUUUCGAUGUUUAUCACUCCAAAGGAUCAAUGAAAUACUUCCAAGUAAGUUCAUAUAUUUACACAUUGUUAAUACAUCUUUUAGUGGCCCGUGAUCUGACUCCAGUUCGAUCGGACAAAUAGUCCUUAUUCAAUGAUUGCUGUCGAAAUAUACUCCCUGAUUAUUCUCGUAUAUUAUUAUCGACUUAAAUCGCGUUAGUGAAUAACGGAAUAAUAUAAGCCGAAUACAAGAAUCGAUUUCGAAUACAUAUAUUUUGUACACUCACUGACCUGGACAGGCAGUUAGAAGAACGAAGCGAAGGAAGAGAAGAUAACGAAACAAAAUGACGCACAGUGGAGAAGACGUGUGAGCUAACUCAAUCUAACCAAGCGUUAAUCAUUAUUUAUAGUCACAGAAAAAUAAGCUACAGAUAUGUGAUGAUAGGAUAUGAAGUGUACACAUAUGCGCUCAUAUAAAUACAGCCAUGCUUGAUAAGUGAGUAAUUAACAAGGUCGAAAUGUGACUCAAGAAGUAUGGAUAGAUUGGCCUGUCCAGAAACUAGAAUAAGUUAUUUGGGCUUAACAUAAUAACCGACAUUACAACAUAUACUGUAAAGUCAAUAACAAUGACUAUGAGCUAUUUACGAGCAGCUAAAAUGUUCCACCAAAUUAUUAACAUGGUUUAGUUUUUUCAAAACAGAAAAAAUAUGUGAAAAUGUUUUCAGUGAAAAAAGACAAUAAAAUUAAUUAAAUUCCUGUAAUCGAAUUGACAUAAAAUAAAAUAAUUCAAUAUAUUAACCUUUUCCUAUAAUCGAAUAGUUUCUAUUACAUAAAUUCCCCAAUUUCCUGUUAGUAAUGAAUCGUACUUUUAGCAAAAUAUAGGUCAUUGUUUUUUUCUUAUAUUUUAAAGAAAGUUCGAUUAAAUUACCCAGUUGAUCAUCAGCUGACUGGUGAAUAGUUCAUAUUACAUUCUGAAACAUUUAGACUACUAAUAUUUGACCACAGAUGUCUUAGAAAUAUUGCUCGCAUCUCCUGGAAUCACCAGGUAAGUAAUAGUGAGGUUAGGCGCAGGGUAUUAGGGAACAGUGGUAAAUCAGUUGAUGAGGUUGUGAAUGUUCAUCGACUGAGAUGGUUGGGCCACGUGUUGCGUAUGCCUGAACACCGAUUACCACGACGCGCAAUACUAACUGUUGUUGGGGAUGGUUGGAAGAAAGUUAGGGAUGGCCAAACCAAAACGUGGCAUCAGUAUUCAAAGUCACUAACUUCUAGUCUGAGCCAUGUUGGUAGAUGCAGACUACUUGGUUGGGGUCUGCGUGACUAUCGUAACCAAUGGUUGGAGACUGUGGGUGACAUGGCUCAGAAUCGAUCACAAUGGCGUAGAUGUAUACACUCUCUGUCUUCCCUUAAACUAUGAGAAUAAAAUCUCUUCAGAUCUUUCUUUCUACGAACUAAUUCUUUCUUCCUGUACUAUCUCCUUAUAUACAAUCUUUCCUUUAUAUGUUACACCAUUGAGUUGAUUGCUUCUAUGAAUCCGGUGUUCAUCUUGUUGUGCUAAUGAGGUGUAGCAAAUUGGACCGAUGCAUAUAUGUGCCUGGUCCUACGUUGUAACUGGCUGACUGACUGACUGAAGGAUAUUAACUUAACUAUGACAUAAUGACCUAAAAUGAUAAAAAAACACAGUACAUGCCAUAUGGCAUCAACUAUGUUGCAAAUAUGACAAUUGCUUAGCUAUGGCAUUCUUUGAUCAUCAACAAAUAUUGUGAAUUGACUAAAGCUGGAAAUAGUGAACUAUUGGUUUUAAAUUCCUUGGUUAAAAUAUAUCAGACUCCUUCCUGAGGUUCGAAGACCAUGUAUUCUAUUCUGUUCUUUUGGGGAAUGUGGAUUAUUGAUUUACCAAUUUAAAAAAACAAAUAAACUAUCAUGUAUACAAUAAGAUAAUAAAUAAUUUAUUUAAAUAUCUGUCAAUUGUUUUAAAAUACAUACACUCAUAAUAAGUUUGAAUUGAAUUUUGGAAGGGAAAUAAAGCUUGUAAUAAGAUUACAACUAGUCAGUGCUUAUUAUAUUGAAGUGGACGGAAAUUCUAGUUGGGAAAGCCAAUUUAUUAUUUAAUACAUAAUUACAGAUUGGUUCUGUAAUAUAUGAAAACCAUACAUUAAAUACAUUACUUGCAUAUCUUCCUUCAAUUGUCUUUUACAUGCUUCAUUAUUCUUUCAGUUAUGUUGUUACAAUUGACCCCUAUUUACAUUUCUGUUCUCUUUAAUUCAAUCUACUUAAUCUUGUCCUGGAAGGCAUUUCACUUUUGACUGGUGUAACAUACUACUUAUAUUUGUCAACGUAAGUAGCAUACAUUACAAAAUAUUUGUUUAUAAUACAAUAAAAUCAUAAAGGUGUUUUAUUUUUGCUGUUGCUGCUAGAAUUGUUAAACAGCCAAGUUUAUUGAUCAAUUUUUACUCCUUAUAUCAAGCAGAAAAAUGUGUUGAGUAAACAAUAAUGAUAAGUGAAAGCUAUUAAUUUUGGCUGUUAUGUAACACAGAAAAUGAUCAUUGAAUUUAAAUAUUCAGAAUUCUUUUCAUCGCUUCAUUCCAAUGAAAAUGUAUGUCAUUCCAUUCUUCACAAUAUUAUAUGUCUAAAAGUAACUGAAGCGUUUAAGUCACUAAAUACUCAGUUUACUAUGUAUGGUGUUUUUUUAAAUAAUGUUUUAGUUUUCUUCAUAAUUCUUCUCAUUUCAGGAUAUUAUCACAAACGUCUUUCAACCAUUGUUCGAGGUAACUGUCAAUCCUAAAUCACAUCCUGAACUACAUGCAUUUCUACAAUAUGUAACUGGUUUUGAUUCAGUGGAUGAUGAAUCAAAAUCUGAUAAAAUUAUUUUCAAUGCAUCAACUCCUACACCAGAUGUAUAUGAUUUAAAUGAGAAUCCUCCAUACUCUUAUUAUAUAUUUUAUAUGUUUGCUAAUAUAUCUCAAUUAAAUCAACUUAGAAGGUGAGCAUUUUUUAAAAAUAUAUUUUCGGGAAUGAUGGUUAGUAAGGAGAAGUUAUAUUUGUUACGUUUUGUUUAUGCAAGUAAGCAGUCCGUUUACGAAACUUACAACUUUGAUUCGAUUAUCCUAAUUACAGUUACUUUUUUUAUAUACAUGAUUCUUAUAUAAUUUAGGCGAUUUGUGGAGAUUGUUGAAUUUUCACGGUUUACAUUAUAGACUGAUUUUAGUUCAAUAUUUUUUGAAAACUAAGAAACAAUGGAUAGCUGUUUUAUUAUAGUAUCACUAUAUCACGAAUUUCUUGAAGUUAGACUUGCACACCACUGAAUGCUGGCUCAAUAGUCUGGGAGUUAUUCGUUUGAACUUGAUACAAAAGGGCUUGGAUUCAAUGUUGAAAUAACUGUCCAGUGUUUUCUGUUUUUCAAUUAUUAUCUAAUUAAAAAUCACUCAAUGACGUGAUUAAUAUAUUAUUUGUUCAGUUAUGGGAAUCAGUUCAUGUUUAAGGUCAUAAUGUUUAUGCACUAUUAUUAAAUUGAAAUUAUUUAUAUAUUUAAAACAGUUAUUCACCUUUUAAUCUCGCCAGUACUAACGAGAUAAUCCUCACAAUUUAUCUGUAAACAACUUAUGAAUAAAAUAACAUAGAAUCGAUCGUGUCAUGAUGAUGCAAAUCAUCACGUAAAGUAGAACAUAAAUGCUGUCAACGUAAUUCUGAAAAACAUACAAAAAAUUCAAAAAAAUAAACAAAAAAAUAAUGAAACAAAAUACGAAACAUACAUAAAUAACAAAAAUAAAAUGAUGACUAUUUUUCUAAGUCUAAUUAUAAUAAGAUGAUUUUUUGUUAAUAAGAUUCUUAAUAUAUUGUUCAUUUAUUUAUUUCUAAAUUUCUCAUUUAUGCUAUUUUUCCUACUGAUAACUAUGUACAAAGUAAAAGGAAUAGACUUAUUAAAAUAAUAUGAAUUCAUUCAUUUUAUGAACUA
Schistosoma spindalis is the source of this 5820-nucleotide messenger RNA. Lineage: Eukaryota; Metazoa; Platyhelminthes; Trematoda; Strigeidida; Schistosomatidae. The record is from the annotation of a GenBank genome assembly.